Molecule: messenger RNA, 1664 nt
Organism: Oreochromis aureus
Lineage: Eukaryota; Metazoa; Chordata; Actinopteri; Cichliformes; Cichlidae
Product: Fc receptor-like protein 5
Exons: 8
Coding region: 203-1417 (404 amino acids)
Biological process (GO): cell surface receptor signaling pathway
Molecular function (GO): transmembrane signaling receptor activity
Source: RefSeq, a predicted model, not a curated record
GUGCAGGAUAUCUGGAGUUGGAGAAUCCCCUGAAAACUGGGUGUCAGUCAGAGGUUAACGGGAGAGAUCCCAAUGGUUAUGGACAAAUGCAAUCGCAUGGCAGGAUGCUGUAAAUAGAUCAAACUUCAGGCAGGAGAGCAACUGAGAUAAUCCAUCCACAAUACGAGGUGAAGCUGUGUCACAGGAGCAUCUUUCUCAUCCUAUGACUGAAGUUGGUUCUGUGAUCCUGGAGAGUCCACCUUUCCCUGUCAUGGAGGGCAAAACUAUCAGCCUGCGUUGUAAAAAGAAAGGAGCUCUUCUAAACCAGAUAGCUGAUUUCUAUAAAGAUGACCUGAAAAUUGGAACUGGCUAUUCUGGGAAGAUGAUCAUUCACAAUGUUUCCAAGUCUGAUGAAGGACUCUACAAGUGUAUAAUCUCUGGAGCUGGAGAAUCACCAGAGACCUCCCUGGUGGUGAUAAACAGCAGUUUGGAAAAUCAAAAUGAAGAAGUUGUUUCAGUAAUCCUGGAGGGCCCUGCUCAUGUGCUGGAGGGUGAAGCUGUAACUCUGCAUUGUAGAAACAAGACACUGUCUGCCAGCCUUCCAGCUGUCUUCUAUAAGGAUGGCAUUUUCAUUGGGACAAGCUCCACUGGAAACAUGACCAUCCACCAAGUCUACAAGUCCCAUGAGGGACUUUACAAGUGCAGAAUAUCUGGAGGUGGAGAAUCACCAGGCAGCUGGCUGUCUGUCAGAGUUGGUUCUGUGAUCCUGGAGAGUCCACCUUUCCCUGUCAUGGAGGGUGAAACUGUCAUUCUGCGCUGUAAAAAGAAAGGAUCUCUUCUAAACCACAUAGCUGAUUUCUAUAAAGAUGACCUGAAAAUUGGAACUGGCUAUUCUGGGAAGAUGAUCAUUCACAAUGUAUCCAGGUCUGACGAAGGACUCUACAAAUGUAUAAUCUCUGGAGCUGGAGAAUCACCAGAGAGCUUGUUGAUUGUGAAAGAACAAAAAGGAGAGGUUGUUGCUUUAAUCCUGGAGACUCCUGCUCAUCCUGUGAUGGAGGGCGAAUCUGUGACUCUGCACUGCAAAACCAAAAUGGUUAGUGCCAGCCUUGCUACUGCCUUCUAUAAGGAUGACAUCUUCAUUGGUACCAACUCUAUGGGAAACAUGACUAUUAGCACAGUCUACAAGUCUCACGAAGGAUUCUACAAGUGCAGAAUAUCAGGAGUUGGAGAAUCAUCAGAAAGUUGGCUGUCUGUCCAAGGGCUUCACAGAGAUACUAAUCUCUUUUCUGACAACUUCCGUGAUCUCCUCCUCCUCUUAAGGGUUGUUUUCACUAUUGUGAUGGUGGCUCUGCUGCUGCUUUUGGUGGGACUCCUUCACUGUGGGAAACUCAGCUCUAGACCAGAAAUUGCACUCAUAGAUACAAAAUCAGCCAUAUAAAUGUUUUUAAAGCCCUUGCAGCCCUAUGCUGUAUACAUCCUGAAAAAAGACCAGUUGUUAUUAUUAAAAGCCUAAAACUCACAUUACCAAUACAUUCAUGCCCAUGAUCAUGUAUAUAAGCUUUUAACUGCAACCAUAUCUAUAGAUAGAUAGCAAGUCGUCUGUAUCCAGUAAGCGUCCCUAGGCUAGGCCCCCAUGCUAACCAACCCUACGUUAUAUAUAAGUGAGAGUGGCUCCGGCAGAUCCC